GGUAAGUUUCGGCGGCCUUGCGGGGUCAAUCGGCACCCGUUACCGAUAUUAAGACAUCAACUACUGUACAAUAUCUCCCCUCUCCUCAUCCUUCGGCGAACUCAACACAGCACUCAUAAUCAAGUGGAAUUACAAUCAUGAUCGCCGGCAUAGCACACGUCAACCUCACCGUCCCGGAGAACACACUACACUUGGCGUCUGAGUUCUAUGGCGAGACAUUAGGUCUAACGCCGCGUGCUGUCCCUUCACAGCAGCGGGGUCGGCUGGCGUGGUUCGACAUCGGUAGCUCCGGCCAGCAAGUGCAUGUCGCGCCUGGACCGAGCAGUGAUUUCGAGAAGAGCUCCGGGCGACAUCCUUGCUUUAAGCUUGAGAGUGUGCAGGCGCUGCUUGAGGUUCGUCAACGGAUAUGGGAGCACUACGAGCGUGGAGGGGAUGCGGCGCCAAAGGCGGCGGAUAAGCCUGGCGGGAAAAAUAGUGGUGAACAGGGCGUCGAGUAUCCUGAACGGUUCUUUGCGAGAGACUUUGCGGGGAAUAGGUUGGAGUUUACCAUCUAGUACUAAACUUCGGGAAGGGAGGUGCGGUGCUUGUGGCGACGAUUCCAAGUAGACGGUAGGUGAUGAGACUGGACGAAGUUUACGAGAUCGAUUGGACGAAGCUAUCUGGACAAAGCCAUCUGG
This is a messenger RNA of Exophiala viscosa, 677 nucleotides long. RefSeq lists its product as uncharacterized. Bases 138 to 554 code for a protein of 138 amino acids. The record is from RefSeq and is a predicted model, not a curated record. The transcript is spliced from 2 exons. NCBI's taxonomy places the organism in Eukaryota, Fungi, Ascomycota, Eurotiomycetes, Chaetothyriales, Herpotrichiellaceae.